AUGGUACGAAUUUACGCCAUUGAAUCUGGCUCCACAGAUUCAGUGGGGACGCUGGGAUCCCAGCGGCUCUCGUCGUCGCAAACCCAGGGCCCUACCUUUAACCGGGAGAAGCGGGUGCUACUGCUGGUACUGCUCAGCGAGGAGCUGUUGGGAGUUAAAGACUCCAUCCCACCUCCAAUGCUCAUGUCUGAUGGAGACAGAAGUGGUCUCACAGCACUGUCCCUUCUUAUUUGGGAGUGUCUUCCCUCUCUGCCUUUUUGCUGUGUUACCUGGCUGAGGACAAGGGGAGUACAGGGGAGCUGCGAGUUGUUCUCUCUCCUCCAAGAUGAGAGGGCAGAGGGGGACUGGCUAACCUCCCCUCCUGCUGAUUCCUUUUCAGGCUUGGAGCUGGCUCACUGCCCAGGCCUCUGGGGUCCUCCAGACUGGGCCCCAGCUCACUACCUUCAGGACACUGAGAGAUCCCAAAAGAGGGUUCGAACUAUGUUUAACUUGGAGCAGUUGGAAGAGUUGGAGAAAAUGUUUGCAAAACAGCACAAUCUGGUGGGGAAGCAGAGAGCCCAGCUGGCAGCCCAGCUCAACCUUACGGAGAACCAGGUGAGGGUCUGGUUCCAAAACCGCAGGGUCAAGUACCAGAAGCAGCAAAGGCUGAAACUGCCACCUGUGUCUGCCACGGCUGCCUCUCCAGACGAGCCCUCCAGCAGCUCCGAAACCAGCAUCCAGAGAGAAGACGCAGGGCCAGGAAUGGACAGCUGAGGACUGCGACAGAGGCUCAGCCCAGGCUGUCUGGGCUAGUUCUCCCCAGGGGCACCCACUGGAUCUCCAUUCUCUCCUUCUUAAUGAAGAGCCUUGUCAGAGUCAAGGGGUACUACCCCUGGGAGCUCUAAUAAUGAAAACGGUCCAGCAGCACAGACUUUGGCCUUCAGCUAUGUCCUUGGCCAAGUUAGGAAAUGAACUUCAGAGGCUUUUUUUUCAAUCUGUAUAAUGGGUGUGUUGAUAACUUAGACUUCCCAGGGCUGAAAUGUCUGUAAAGCACUUACAUUGUGCCAAGCCCAAUAAAUGUGCAGGAAGGCUUGUAGGUCUCCUUCACCCAGAGGAGCAGUACGUGCUCCAGCCCUGGCCUUUCCAAGGAUUCAUCUUUUUCUAGCCUGGCUGCAGAGGAGAGGGCCUUCCUGAGUCAGUGUCUGGGCUUAGAAGACUCUUCCCCAUCAGAGAUGGUGGAGUUGAGAGCAGAGGGAAAGACAGAUCAUUUAGCCCACUUCCUCUCACAGAAUUUCCCAAAGCUUUCUUGUUUUGUCUAAACUGUUACUACUCUCAGAAGGAGCUCAGGCCCAGCUGCCUCCUUGGAGCAGACGUGCUGCCCUGACCACCAUCUUUUUCCCUCUUGCUGCUAGUCUUGACCCUCUUUCCAUCUUUAAUAUAGGGUAAAGAAAGUUUUAACUCUGCCUUUGCCAAGAUCACCAUUUUGUCUUGAACUAUGCUGUAUUAUUAUUUCCCCUCUUCAUGAUCCUGAUUCAAGGCUCCUGUUCCUUCCCAGGAAGCCUGCCACCAACAUUUCCAGAGCUGAUUUCUCUGCCACUCUACAUUCCCUGGAGGACCCCUGUUGAGGUUAUUCAUUUGGAAUCUAGAAUGGCUUGUGUUGAGGUGAGCUGGUAGAAGACCUGCCCUGCCACCUGGUGGUGAGAGGGGCAUGGUCCACACUGCUCUCCAGAGUUUCCUGAGGGAGAGGCAAGGCAAGGAGCAGGGCGGCCUUGGAAAACCACCUGCCCCCAAGGCACUGGACCAUCCUCUGAGGAUGCUAGGCUGCAACUGGAGCGAGGUUAGGGCCCAGCUUCAAAAACCUUUCUGUUCCUGUCUUCAGUGAAAUCCUUCGUAACAGCUGGACCCAAAGUCUACUUUAUUAAUCAAAAGAACACAGUUGCAUCUGCCUCUUCCAGGCUCACUUUUCAAAAAAAUCAAGUUACCUAACCAGGCUCUAUCCAAUCCCUAAAUGUCACCAUGAGACCACAGCACAUGCAGACACAGGUCCCUUUUAAAGGAGCACAGAAUCAACUGGAGGAAAAGGGAACAAAAUGAGACUGGCGGUCAGGCCUGGCUGUGGGGGCAGGUGCUAUAGGUCUGCAGCCUUUUGGGGGCCCUGAACAAGAGAACAGGCCAGUCUCCUGUUGUAAGGACAAUGUGCAUAUGCAGACUCACUUCUGCAUACAAUUUCAGGGGUCUUCAGACCUGAGGCCCAAAAUGGACCCUCCCUCUGGCACCCUCAGGCUACAAGGUCUCCACACCACUAACGAGUCUGAGAAAGGCACACAUCCAGCUAGACUGUGUGGGGACUGUCUUCCCGGCUGUCAGAGUGCCUAGGGAGAAAGAAAAUCUUGUGGCAGCCUUUGCAGGAUGGACAGGUGGAGUAAGCUAGUCCUUCCCUUCAGGUCAGAGAGGAUAGCAGUAAGUUGGCCCACUGCUGUCCCACCCCAGGGCUGGGCCAAACAGCGCUUGACUCAAGACAGGCCACUGGGUGCCAGACACAACAUACAGACACACAAACAUGAACUCAGAUACGGAUACAUCAAAACCACACUCACAAGGGCUCUGAUGCUGGCCACGAAAACGGACAGAUAAAACUGCACAGAUGUAAAAGUACAAAGGCAGGCCCAGUUCCACCUAGUGCACGAACCACUCGACCAACACACACAGAUCAAAGGGACACG
This is a messenger RNA of Vicugna pacos (alpaca), 2702 nucleotides long. Lineage: Eukaryota; Metazoa; Chordata; Mammalia; Artiodactyla; Camelidae. The record is from RefSeq and is a predicted model, not a curated record.